Prunus armeniaca (apricot) is the source of this 858-nucleotide messenger RNA. NCBI's taxonomy places the organism in Eukaryota, Viridiplantae, Streptophyta, Magnoliopsida, Rosales, Rosaceae. The record is from the annotation of a GenBank genome assembly.
AUGAAGAGGAUUCGUAGGGGUACUAUUGAAGCUUCAUCAUCCCGACCUAAUAGACAGCGUCCCACGGCCUCAGCAAGGAGACAAAGAGCGGCUCCCCAAGAUCACAUUGAGGAUACUACAGAGGUUGAAGAUAUAGUUCCCACUUAUUAUAGUAAUGUUGACGCAGAGGUUGAAGAUGUAGCUACUACUCAGGAUAGUAAUGUUGAGGUACAUGCCGAGCCUACUGAGCCAUCUCGAGUAGGUCCCAUUGAUCCAUCUUUCCUUACGAGUUUUAAAACUCACAUAGCAGCUGCAAUUUGGAAUAACCAGGAACGUGAGCCCCUUAGGUGCACGUCGAAAACAUCUACCCUUCGUGAAUGGAAUUGGUGGGGUAAUCCAAAUAAUGGUAUAUUCAAAGGGUACAUUCAGAGGUCUGGAUUAGAGCACCUUAUUAGGUGUUCUUAUCGGAAUGCUGAUAAGAUUGUGGUAUCUACAUUUGUUGAGAGGUGGCAUCCUGAAACGCACACCUUUCACAUGCCUUUUGGUGAGAUGACCAUCACAUUGGAUGAUGUUGACAAUAACACCAGGAUGACAAUUAUCAUCCAACAAACUCCUCAACGCAUUCAAUGCCCAUGUGUAAUUGUCUUCCUUCUCGACAUUCAUUGUUGGUCCGUCGCAAAUCUCGCGGCCUGGUGCUCAGGGCCAAGGGGAUGUGCGUCAACACGUGACGUCCUCCUUUUGGAUGUGGUGCGGUUGUGCACGGGCAUGCCAGCACGGUCUACCGUGCGUCGAGGUGAUGAUGAGGUUCGGGUAGAAGAUGGUUUAAAUGUUGCGCCUGUUUUGCGUUCGACUCCUAAUCAAACGAUUCUGACCGAGUGA